This is a messenger RNA of Spodoptera exigua (beet armyworm), 1325 nucleotides long. Lineage: Eukaryota; Metazoa; Arthropoda; Insecta; Lepidoptera; Noctuidae. The record is from the annotation of a GenBank genome assembly.
CUUUUUUGACAGAAGCGUACAGAAGAUAAAAAUGUUAUUUGUUAAUAAUUUUUUUGUAAAUAUUUGUUAAAUGAGCAAUUGUAGAAUGUGAUCAUUAUGGGAGGGUGCAUAGGAAUAACUAGAAGUGGUAGCGGGCCUAUAGAAGAGUCUUCAGCUACCGUGUCUCGGCCUAAUUCAGGCGGGCUGAGGAAGAAUCAGUCGUUGUGCCACGAGACCAUAAGGUGGAAAUCGGACGUGCCAUUGACAGAAGGCCAGUUACGUAGCAAAAGAGAUGAGUUUUGGGACACAGCGCCGGCGUUCGAAGGACGCAAAGAGAUUUGGGACGCGCUGCGGGCGGCCGCCGUCGCUGCAGAGGCGAUGGACUUCCAGCUCGCACAGGCAAUACUUGAUGGCGCCAGUGUCUCAGUCCCCAAUGGUUACCUUACUGAGUGCUAUGAUGAAUGGGGCACAAGAUAUCAGGUUCCAAUAUACUGUUUGUCGCCACCCAUAAAUAUGGUGAAGGAGGCAAGUGGCAGAGAUUCUCCGGCGGAGUGGUCAGAGCCAGUUGAAGGUGGUACGGAGGUGUCCCUUCGUCUUCGGCUCUCCAACACUUGUAAGGAUGUGGACCUGGCCGUCUACUCUAGGCACACUAUAUCACAGUGCAAAAACAAAUUACAUGCUCAAGAGAACAUCGAGCCGUGGCGGCAGCGCUGGUUCUACGGCGGUAAACUCCUGGGCGACCGACUGCUGGUGGAGGAAGCUAAGAUCACGGCCGGGUACGUGGUGCAGGUCAUAGUCAGCACCGACCCCCAGCCGCCGAGCUAGUCGCCUGCGCCGCGCCCUCUCACCCACACCUGCGUCUUUGUGGUACUUUGCAUUUAUUUUUAAAACUAUUUUUUAUAUUUUACGGUACUUUAGCUAUGAAAUUGCCAUGUUUUAUGCGAUAGAAACAGAACUAUAACAGAUCUUACUCUACUUAAGGUCAAAUUUCUUGAUGGAUAUAAGAAUUCUCACCUAGUAAAUGACUAUGAUGGAACGGCAAUUUCAUAAGUAAAGACCUAUUAUUUGGAUGGCGACGACCAAGCAUAUCGCACGGUCUUACGAGGCGACAAUGUGUAGAAGAAGAUUCUCUAUGUUUUAACUUAGCUGGUGGGCGUGGCUCGUGACGCGUGCCACCCGCCCUGCUUAUAGUAUAUUCCUAUAUUAUUGAUGUUUGUCUAUUUAUUUUUAUAGUUUGUAGUUUAGCCAGACAUGUAUGCGCUUUGUGUGUGAUGAAUCGUAGACAGCACAAGCGAUGGCGCCCUCCGCUAUGUUCCAUGUCAUUACUGGCGGUUCAUAUAGUUACU